This is a messenger RNA of Clonostachys solani, 1380 nucleotides long. The record is from the annotation of a GenBank genome assembly. NCBI's taxonomy places the organism in Eukaryota, Fungi, Ascomycota, Sordariomycetes, Hypocreales, Bionectriaceae.
AUGAAUAUCUAUAGAACUACUAUACCUAUCUCUACUAGAACUUCAAGCUUGCUGAUAAGUCUAUAUCCUCAACAGGGAAGGAAUAUCUCCGCUAAGCUAGCGUCUAAUAAGAACGCGGUCACGUAUUUUGAAAAAAUCGCGACUAAGGACGCUAUUAUUGCCAUUUUUAAGCAUCUAGAAGGCCAGGAAGCAAUACAUACGAAAUACAGAUUCAGCGAGCUCCGAUUUACAAGCGCCGGAAGCCAACCAGCGAACGAGGGAGAUCCGAGUGAGGACAGGCUAGAGCGACGUUUACAGACCGGGCCGAAUAAGCGAGUGGCAUCCGAGCAGAGAGUAAAGCCUCGGCCAACAAAUCCCGAUAGGUUCGGACUCCGAACGCAACUUAGCGGAGAUAAAAGCAUGGCGUUUGUUUACGAUUAUAAGGCAGCCCACAAGGUUGUAGCUGAGCAUGUUAAAUUAGCUGUUGUAAAGGAGAUAUUGUUUAUGGAAGUCAUUAAGCAACUUAAUAGCAAUAAGUCCAGGAUAGGUGCCGAGCUAGAACAGUUCAGAGCAGAAGCACGGAUCGCCAUAGCACUCACGCAAGUCUUCGACUAUAUGGUUAACUACAGGGUCACGCUCUAUUGUCAUCCGUGUAUGCUGGAUGAAGAUGUGGGCGAGACGUCAGCCGCAAACUGGGCCGAUAAAAUAAUCUAUACAGCAGUGGCUCAGCUAUCCAGCUUAGUCUUAUUAAGUCUUCGAUCUAAUACGCUUCAAGGGGCUAUUCUUGACGCAUCUCUGGAGAGCGUGAACGCAGCACUGGCGAGGUGGCCAGAACUGUAUGAGGAUGCUGCGCAUUUCCUCUCCGAAGAGGAUAUAGAGUUAUCACUAGAUGAUUUCACAUCCAGUGCAGCCCCGACUAGCCGGGUAGUUUCCUUGCGGACGAGAUCAUUAUAUGGGAUCUCAGCGUUACGUCGCCGGGAUCACGAUAGCGAUGAAGAGGAGGAGCCAGAGGGCCGCUUACCCUCGACGCAGACAACAUCAGAUAUGGCCAAACGGAAGGUCGGUCCGUCGGAUAGUAGCUCCGAAGAAGACGCCGAAAUGCCUAGUUCAGCACCCACCAGACAAUACUGCUCGCAGGCUUGUCUAUUAGGUCUCAAGAAGGGUCAGGACCUUGAUAACGGUUGUCCUAAUAUGCUCUCUUAUCGUAUAGUGAGUGAAGCUAGCACGCAAUAUCUUAUCAACGCUAACGAGUUCACUCGUCUAGUCAGCUUACAGUUAUACAAAGACCCCUACCGAAAUUGCUAUGCCUUAGAUAGGUGGGGUAAAAAGGGAGCGAUAGGCAUAUUAUUCAGGCUGGAACUUAAGCUAUAUAGCUACACAUUCAUCGGCAAGGGGAUAUAG